CUCCCUCCCACACCUCAUCCUCCCUCUACACCUACCAACCAAGCCCCAAAACACCACAGCAAUGCCCCCUCAACCACCAAUUCCAGUUCAAAUCCUCGACGGCGGCCUGGGUACCACCCUCCAAGACCACCACGCGACAACCUUCAACUCAACCACCACCCCGCUCUGGUCCUCGCACCUCCUGAUCUCCUCCCCGCCGACCCUCCUCGCCUGCCAGCGCUCCUUCAUCGAAGCCGGCAGCGACGUCCUCCUGACGGCCACCUACCAAGUCUCCAUCGAGGGGUUCGCGCGCACCAAGACCCCCGACCACCCCGACGGGAUCCCCCGCGAUGCGAUCGCGCCGUACAUCCGCACGGGCUUGUCCGUCGCAGCCGACGCCGUCCGCGGCUCCAACGCUAAGGUUGCGCUGAGCCUGGGUCCGUACGGGGCGUGCAUGAUCCCCGGACAGGAGUAUAGUGGGGCGUAUGAUGCGGAGCAUGAUGACGAGGAGAGUCUGUUUCGGUGGCAUUUGAAGAGGUUGCGGUUGAUUGUGGAGGCGGUGCAGCAAGACGGUGGAAGAUUGGAGGACAAGGUGCAGUAUGUGGCAUUUGAGACGGUGCCGCGCUUGGAUGAGGUGCGCGCGGUGCGCCGGGCGGCGCGGGAGGCCGGGCUGGAGGCGAUGGAGAUCCCGUUCUGGGUCGUUUGCGUUUUCCCCGUCGAGGGGCAGGAUGCCUUGCCCGAUGGGAGUGCGGUGGAGGCUGUCGUGGAGGCGGCGUUGGGUGGGUCUGAGCCUAAGCCUUGGGGUAUUGGGAUGAACUGCACCAAGGUGCAUCGCUUGGGCCGGUUGGUGAAGUUGUUCGGGGAGGGUGUGGAGAAGGUUCUGGGUGAGGAGGGGGCGCAGACGAAGCCUGCGUUGGUGUUGUAUCCCGAUGGGACGCAGGGGGAGGUCUACAAUACCACCACCCAGGUGUGGGAGAAGAAGGUCGAAGGACCUGGUGCCGCCGAUUCGCGUCCGUGGGAAGUUCAACUUGCAGAUGUCGUCAGCGACGCUCGUGCCGGCGGCCACUUCAGCUCGAUCCUCGUGGGUGGGUGCUGCAAAGCUUCGCAUCAUGACAUCGCCAAGCUCCGACAACAGUUUCAAUCAUAACCGACCACCUCAUUUGUACAAACAACUUGAAAGACACUACGCGAAAAUGAUACCAAUUAUAGUC
This is a messenger RNA of Aspergillus japonicus CBS 114.51, 1190 nucleotides long. Its product is annotated as homocysteine S-methyltransferase family protein. Gene Ontology annotation, molecular function: S-adenosylmethionine-homocysteine S-methyltransferase activity. The record is from RefSeq and is a predicted model, not a curated record. NCBI's taxonomy places the organism in Eukaryota, Fungi, Ascomycota, Eurotiomycetes, Eurotiales, Aspergillaceae. The transcript has 2 exons. The coding region runs from base 62 to 1126 and encodes 354 amino acids. Gene Ontology annotation, biological process: S-methylmethionine cycle.